This is a messenger RNA of Toxorhynchites rutilus septentrionalis, 1349 nucleotides long. RefSeq names its product protein distal antenna-like. The transcript is spliced from 2 exons. Lineage: Eukaryota; Metazoa; Arthropoda; Insecta; Diptera; Culicidae. Bases 370 to 1251 code for a protein of 293 amino acids. Gene Ontology annotation, molecular function: DNA binding. The record is from RefSeq and is a predicted model, not a curated record.
GAAACUAAUGCAUUGUGUAUACCUAUACUUAUGCACGGUAAUAUGGAAAGGAAGACUUAAACAAUGCAAGCUAUUCUUAGAUUUGUUUGAUAUUUUUACGGCAAACACUUUUUAGUGCCGCUGAAAGAAAAAUAGUUCUGUGAAAAGUUUUAUAAGCCAAGGAAUGCCUAGCGUCUAUGGACCCUCUAUAAUCGGUAUUUUCGCACAGCACAGGAACACAAGAACUUGGAAUCAAUUGGGAAUUUUAUCUACCUGUGUCUGUUUCUUACCGACUCCCUGCAGUAUAGGUAAUUCGCUACCCGUGAUCAAAUUUCACACUGUAUAAAAAUUCGGCAACUUCCCAAACGGCAACUCAUUCGACAGCUAACGAUGGAAACGAAAAGCAAACGAUACUUGAGACAUUUCGCACCAUCGGAAAAGUUCGAUGCGAUUCAAAGGGUUCGCAACGGAGAAACCAAGGCAUCGGUGGCGCGGGACAUCGGCGUACCCGAGUCUACCUUGCGAGGGUGGUGCAAUAAAGAGGAAAAAAUUCGCUAUGUGGUGACUAGCAGUCAAGCUGAACGGUUCAACGAGCCUGCCAGGAAACGUGUAAAACUGGAUCAAAUUGUGCCAGAAAACGACAACAGUUCUCUGGACAAUCUAAGCCAUAACCAACUUACGGCAAUAUACAGCGAACUUUAUCUCAAUCUAUAUUUAAUAGCACAGCUCCAAAACAACCACAACGGAGCAGCAAUGUUUGGGCAUGCCAUCGAUCGGAGUCCCAUCGCUCCCUGUUCUGAGCUGGACAACCAUGAUCAAGCGGGUUUCGAAAGCCACAACGUCCACUCAUCGGACAACAUGGAGGACUACCGUCACUUCAGACCAUGCUCGUCAUCGUCGAGUGUCGAUUCCGACCUGAAGCCGAACCAUGGUGGAGAGGAACAGCCGAAGGAACCGAAACCGGACGACGCCGUUGAGCACGACGAAAAGCUACUUGAGUGGAUGAAACUGUUCGCCCAUCCGGACGUAACCUCGACACAGAUGAUGCAGUUAAAAUGUUUAAUCAGCGAGACCCAACUGGGUACCGAGCAGAAGCAGCUGGAACAGCCGGAUGUUACAAGCACAGAAGAGGAAGCCAUUGGGGCCAGAAGAAGUCGAAAGCAGAUGAGGCCUUUCCGCCGUUGUCAGCCAGCGACAAAUACUUCCGCGUUUUUGGAAGUACCAAGUGUACCGGAAUCGGAUACUGCAGGAGGCGAUUCUAAAGAUAUGUGAUAUCUAAAUAUUGCAUAAAAAUGACUGAUGCUUGUAUGGUAAUCGUUUGAGUAUCAUCAGGGCAUCUGCGAUAUUCUAAAAUCCGAAAUAUAUUUGAA